Messenger RNA from Thlaspi arvense, 5167 nucleotides. The record is from the annotation of a GenBank genome assembly. NCBI's taxonomy places the organism in Eukaryota, Viridiplantae, Streptophyta, Magnoliopsida, Brassicales, Brassicaceae.
GAGAGAGAGACAGGGAGAGGUGGGGAAGUAACAAGAUGGAUCGGCAAAAGGAAGAUCGACAUUCACAAUAAUUCGAAAGGAGGAAGACGAGUUAGAUACGGCCAGUCUCAGUGUCCUCGUCCACCACAACAAAGCCCUUUUCUUCGGAGAAUCAUAAUCUCCAACACACUCCCUUCCAAAUUCACUCUUGAAUUUUGCUUUUUUCUCAUUAUCAUCGAACAUCGUGAAGAAGAUAACCCAAAUCCCCUCAGAACAGCUUCUUCCGGUAGUACCAGCAGCAACCGUGCUGCUCCUCCCUCUCCUCCUCCUACUACUUCCGUCGUCAUGGUGAGAAAGCGAUUAGCCUCCGAGAUGUCUUCUUCUUCUUCCUUAAACAACCCUGACUACAACAACCACCGUCCUCCUCGCCGUGUCUCUCACCUCCUUGACUCCAACUACAUAAUGAACUCUCCACUACAACCACCGCCCGUUUCCACGGCGGCGGUCGUCGACUCCACGACCCAGCUGAACCCACCGCUCUCCGUCUGCGGCUUCUCCGGUCUCCCGGUUUUCCCUACAGACCGCCGAACAUCGAUGUCCGUACAGCCAAUGGAGCAAGACUCGUCUGCUUCUUCUUCCUCACCUACUGUCUGGGUCGACGCCAUUAUCAGAGACUUAAUCCACUCCUCGACUUCAGUCUCUAUCCCUCAACUUAUCCAGAACGUUAGAGACAUCAUCUUCCCUUGUAACCCAAAUCUCGGCGCUCUUCUCGAUACAGCCACCGUAGUAAACACGGCGGAGGCGUUAAGGGAGAGAAAAGAAGAGAUUAAGAGACAGAAGCAAGACGAGGAAGGCUUGCAUCUUCUCACAUUGCUGCUACAGUGUGCUGAGGCAGUCUCUGCCGAUAAUCUCGAAGAAGCAAACAAGCUUCUCCUCGAGAUCUCUCAGCUCUCCACUCCUUAUGGAACUUCCGCGCAGAGAGUCGCUGCUUACUUCUCGGAAGCUAUGUCUGCGAGAUUACUCAACUCGUGCCUCGGAAUCUACGCGGCGUUGCCUUCACGGUGGAUGCCGCAAACGCACAGCUUGAAGAUGGUAUCUGCGUUUCAAGUGUUUAAUGGGAUAAGCCCUCUAGUGAAAUUCUCACACUUCACUGCUAACCAAGCGAUUCAAGAAGCGUUUGAGAAAGAAGAGAGUGUGCACAUCAUAGAUUUGGACAUCAUGCAGGGACUUCAAUGGCCUGGUUUAUUCCACAUCCUAGCUUCUAGACCCGGAGGACCUCCUCACGUGCGUCUCACGGGACUUGGUACCUCCAUGGAAGCUCUUCAGGCUACAGGGAAACGUCUCUCGGAUUUCGCGGAUAAGCUUGGGUUGCCUUUCGAGUUCUGCCCUCUAGCUGAGAAAGUAGGAAACUUGGACGCAGAUAGACUCAAUGUGAGGAAAAGAGAAGCUGUUGCUGCAAUACAUUACUACUCGGCGCUGUUUGAUUCCUUGGGAGCGAGCUACGGUGAAGAGAGCGAAGAGAGACAUGUCGUGGAGCAGCAGCUUCUGUCGAAAGAGAUAAGGAAUGUUCUGGCGGUAGGAGGACCGUCGAGGAGCGGCGAAGUGAAGUUCGAGAGCUGGAGGGAGAAGAUGCAGCAAUGUGGGUUCAAAGGCAUAUCUUUGGCCGGAAACGCAGCGACGCAGGCGACGCUUCUGUUGGGAAUGUUUCCUUCUGAUGGUUAUACAUUGGUUGAUGAUAAUGGUACGCUUAAGCUUGGAUGGAAAGAUCUUUCUUUGCUCACUGCUUCAGCUUGGACUCCUCGUUCUUACUCAUCGUCAUCUUUCUUUCUCCGGCGUCGUCGUGCUGCUUUCAGUUCACCGGGAUUAAGACUUAUUUGCUCGGUGCACUGGCCGGAAAUGGAUCCUGGUCGAUUUGGUCGUCAGCAAGAAUGGGAUAAUAACAGUGCUCCGGAGGGUUAUGGCAAUGAGCAUGAUCCAAACAAUCGGUUUGGUGUAUCAUAUGAUGAGGGAUAUCCCAACGAAAGGUUCUUGCGGGAUGAUGCCUACAAUUAUCCACCUGGACAUGAUACUCCGGGUCCUUUUCCUCAAUCUAGAAGGCGAAACUAUGAAGAAGAUUAUCCUCGUGAACCUCGUAGGCAAGAAAAGCCUUAUACCGAUACAAAUUAUGCUGCUGAUUAUUAUCACGAUGCCGAAGUUGGGAGUCGUAAUGGAUACUACCGUGAUCAUGGACAAGAAAGGUCCUCACGAUAUGAUGGCCGCGAUGACUAUUCUGGCAGUGAUUAUAACUACAGAUCUAGAAACUACCCUCAUAACAGAGAUGAAAGCCGUGAAAAAGAUUAUGAUUACGCUCGCCGCAGUUAUGAUUCUGAUUAUGAGAGGGGCAGUGUGAGAGACGGCAACCGAAAGAGCCGAGACUCGCAGGAUAGGGAAUGGGACUCACGUGAUAGAGAGUGGGAUUCACGUGAUAGAGAAUGGGACAAAAGAAGUUUCAGCCGUGAAAGAGUACUGAGUCCACAUAAGAGAUAUGAGAGAUCUCGAUCUCGAUCUGCUGGACGUGAUGGGUUCUCUAGAUCAAGAUCUCCUAGAGGUCGGAGCCAUGGGCGGAGUCACCGGGAGGACAGCUACGAGGGCGAUCACUGGCAUGAAAGUGAGAGGCGAAGAGAAUAUGAAGAUAGACAUGACCAGGACCUUUUUUCUGCAACCCCAUCCGCCACUGUUGUUGUGAAGGGUCUCUCAACUAAAUCAACAGAAGAAGAUCUAUACCAGCUUCUGGCUGAAUGGGGUCCUCUGCAUCAUGUCCGCGUGAUUCGAGAGCAAAAUUCUGGGGUUUCUCGCGGAUUUGCAUUUAUUGAUUUCCCCACGGUGGAUGCCGCACGCACCAUGAUGGACAAAAUUGAGCAUGAUGGUAUGGUUGUGGAUGGGAAGAAGCUAAUUUUCCAUUACAGCAAAUCUAGGGCUGGUGUGCCCCGCAGGCAGGAAAAUACUUCUAGGCGCAGUUAUGGUGGAAAUAGAAACAUGAUGGUUCCCACAGACUGGGUGUGUACAAUCUGUAACUGUAUCAAUUUUGCGCGGCGAACCUCCUGCUUUCAGUGUAAUGAACCCAAGACCAAGGAUUCUCCUUCAGCCGAUGUAGGUUUAUCAAACUCAACAGCAGGAAGACGAAGUUCGGAGACAGGUCCAACUCAUGUUUUAGUUGUACGUGGGUUGGAUGAAGAUGCUGACGAGGGAAUGAUUCGGUAUGAAUUUUCCAAGCACGCUCCUAUCAAGGAUCUUCGACUUGUGAGAGACAAAUUCACUCAUGUUUCACGGGGAUUUGCAUUUGUGCAUUUCUGUUCGGUUGAGGAUGCUACCAAGGCACUUGAAGCAACAAACGGAAUAACUCUUGAAAAGAAUGGUAAAAUCCUUAGAGUUGCAUAUGCAAAGAGCGUUCAUGGUUCUGGAACUGGUAUAUCAGCACCCUCUCACUCCAGCAACCUCGCUGCUGCCGCAAUUGAAGCAGCAGCAUUUUCUCAACAGUAUGACGGUGGUGGAUGGGCUCCAAAGGAAUACUAUCCUGAUGAGAAACAAAGCGCUGGAGGACAGGCCCAGGGCGUUGGGGAAAUGGAAGCCCAGAAAGGGGCCUCUGCUCCACAAUCCGGCUAUGUGUGGGAUGAAGCAUCUGGUUAUUACUAUGAUGCUGCCUCUGGAUAUUACUACGAUGGAAAUUCAGGUCUUUAUUAUGACAGCAGUAGUGGGCUUUGGUACUCGUAUGACCCUCAAACGCAACAAUAUGUUGCUUGUCCUGAUCAGAACAAUGAGAGUAAAUUAAAUGAAAAACAACCAGAGUCUGCCAAGAUGGUGAAAUCCAGUCAACAAAAAGUAAUCAUCUCUGCGGCUGCUACUCCCAAUGUAGAAAAAGCUCUCUCCUUACCAGAUGCGGUUCAGGCGGCGGCAGAAGCAGCAAUUGCAUCGGAGAAGAGAGAAAAAGAGAGAGUGAAGGAGAUAAAACUUGCGUCGAAGAGUAGCAUAUUGGCUAGCAAGAAAAAGAUGAGUAACGUUUUAACAAUGUGGAAGCAGCGGAGCCAUGAGACACAAACACAACGCCCCUCACUUGCUGAGAAUCCAAUUACAGUUUCGGCUGAAGCAAGGUCGUCUUUCUCCGCUUUACAACUUAAGGGAAAGCUGAAACCCGAUGCAAUUAUUUCAAAGGAGAGAACUACCUCCAGUCAUGGAGUUGCUGCACCGACAACAACUACAGAAAGCUCGAGUAGCAGUACAGCAGGAGGACCUUUGAAGGGGGUGAUGCGAGGUUCUUUUGGAGGAACUGUGGGAGGACCUUCUUCUUCAGCUAAUGCACAAGUGCCUCCAGUUUUGCCUUCUGCUCCUUUACCUUCGGCUCCGGUUUCGGUUUCUGGGAGUGGGAGAAGAAGGUUCUCUGAAACGCCGACUACAGUGCCUACUCACAGAGAACAGCCUCAGACAUCAUACCGGGACCGUGCUGCAGAAAGAAGAAACUUAUACGGUUCAUCAGCUCCGAGUGUAAAUGAUGACAUUGAUAUAAAUGAGGAUACUACGGGGUUGAGAAGAGGUGCGUUUGAUCCCACACCUUUUCCUCCUGGUGUGGGUGGGCGUGGGAUUACCACAACCGAAGUCGAUAGUUUCGAUGUAAUUACAGAAGAGCAAGCAAUAGGCGAGAGUAACGUGGGAAACAGAAUGUUGAGGAACAUGGGUUGGCACGAAGGAUCGGGUUUAGGGAAAGACGGGAGUGGGAUGAAAGAGCCGGUGCAAGCGCAAGGCGUUGAUAGGAGAGCAGGACUUGGGAGUCACCAGAAGAAACUUGAUGCUGAGUUUGAAGCUCAGCCUGGUGAUACCUACAGAACUCUUCUCCAUAAGAAAGCACUCGCGAGGUUUCGUGACAUGUCCGACAAUAAUUGACUGUUGGGAGGUUUUUGUGUUGUGUGUGUAAAGCGGAGUUGGAAUCUUUAUGUUUGGUUGUGUUUUAAACUCUGAAAGUGAUUUUGAUUUUGCUCUCCCCUAUGAAUUGUUGAUUAUAAAUGGACAGUUUGAACACAUGGCACCUUCAUUCUUUCUUGAGUUGAUCCGUUCAAAUACAACUUUAAUCACUCGUCAUACCUGGAGACUUCCAAAAAUUUCUGAAAAACUUGUAACUAUUUUUCUAAGACUAACAAAGUUUUCUCAAGAAUUCCAC